Messenger RNA from Penaeus monodon (black tiger shrimp), 1015 nucleotides. RefSeq lists its product as uncharacterized. Lineage: Eukaryota; Metazoa; Arthropoda; Malacostraca; Decapoda; Penaeidae. Bases 112 to 477 code for a protein of 121 amino acids. The transcript has 3 exons. The record is from RefSeq and is a predicted model, not a curated record.
CCCAGCCGGCAGGAGCAACAGUAUUCGUUGAGCAGUCACACAGCAGACACUCGCCUCCCCCUUCGCUCUUAACGCUUGCAAGCACAGCCCACUCAAAGCACCAAGUUCAAGAUGGCCUUCAAGGGAGUAUUCUACACUGUCUUCUUCGCCCUCGUCGCUUCCUCUCUGGCUGCAGAGAAGAAGGAAAAGGAGACUGAAGACGGCCGAUUCUUCCUUACCGGCACUGGCAACAAUGCUAACACCUCCAUCACCGUCAGUAGCGAUGUCAUUUACCUGUUGGCAAUCCUGGCUUUCGGUCUGAUCGCCGCUGCCAUCGUCGCUGCCAUCAUCGGCGUAGGUGUAGGUACUGGCACUAGUGACUAUAGCUACGCAGCUCCCACCUCCUACGCCGCCUACUCCGCCCCCGCCCCUGCCUACGAGGAGAGUUCCUACGCUGUCCAUCGCUCCUUGGAGGAAGGUGCCAAAAAGUUCCAGUAGAGUGUCGACACGUCCAAUUAGGAAUAUUUACUUUGGUCCCCCCCACCAAUGGCUGAUGCUCCGUUUUCUUUAAGGGAGUUUCCUCUGUAAAGUUAUUUAUUUUUUCCCCUUGAUCUUUCUCCUGUCGGUACCAUCGAAAGGCCGGUCAUGUUGGUCUAUUGACUGACAUACGAUUACUUCAGACUCGAGACAAAGACGCUUGGCCUUUGAAUUGAUUAAAAGAAAAGGGAAAUGGAAAGGAAAAAAAAUCAAAAUAUUGAUGGAGACUUGUGUGUGUUGGUAAGAUCGCGUAACUUCGACUUACGGAGGACUCUGACAACACUCGUGACAUCAGAGCUCAAUCUCUGACAACAUACGCGACAUCAGACUCAGUUUUGACUUUUAAGAGAGACUCUGAUGUCCAUUUUGCACUGCCAACUCUGACGUACCUGACUAAACAAUAAUAAUAGAAGGGCCUCGCCACUCCCCCCCCCCCUAACUUAUUUCUUCCCACGACUGACUGAUAGACAAAAAACGAGACAUUACUGAACAUUUGUAU